CCGUUUGCCUGUCGGUUGAAGGAAGAGAGGGAGAGAGACAGCUAGAGAUAAGAAAGAGAAAGAAGAGAGAGAGAGAGGGGCGGGGCGAAUUCUUCUGCCUUCCUUCCUCCUUCGUCUGGCCUCCUGUCCUCUGCUUCUGAGGUGGAGACGAUUUACCUAUCCUUUCCUAGAUGAUUCCUUCGCGGGCUUCCUCGGAACUUCCACGGUCUUUGUAAGUGGCACUUCUUUAAGAGGCAGUUCUCGUAAAGGUCUCUCUCUCUCUCUCCCUCUCUCUGUGUGUGCGAAGGAGAUCUUUUUCGGUUGGGGAUUGCCUAGAUAUGCGUUUGUCGUUUGGCAGUUUGCUGGUGUCGUUUCGCAUCAGAAAUCCGGCGGAGAAAAGAGAGCAUGAUAAUCGGCCGGCUGGGGACCCUCGGCCUUCAUUUGGGUGAUUGGUUGCUUGUACAACGGAUAGAGUUUGGUUGAAGGAUUCAAGAGCAGGUUUCUUGGUUUGACUGCGGUGUUAUGAAAGCGCCUUUGGCAUUUCCAGGAAGUUUGGAGAUACCAUGUCGGAUGUCGUAGCUCGGACAGGACGCCACCAUCAACGUUACGAGAAUGAGUACCGGCUCGUCGCAGGGUGCAUACCCUAUAAACUAAAGAACGACGUUGAACAAAUUUGUACCUUGGAAGAUGCACUAGAGGUUCUCAUGGUUUCAACACCAGACAGGGACGACCUCGUGUUUCCAAAGGGUGGGUGGGAAGAUGAUGAGUCUGUAGAGGAAGCUGCAUGUCGUGAGGCCCUAGAGGAGGCAGGAGUAAAAGGCGAUAUUGAUAAAAAACUAGGAACAUGGGAAUUUCAGAGCAAACGCAGGCAGAAUAGCAGCAGCCUAGAAGGAAUAUGCAGAGGUUAUAUGUUCACAAUGAGGGUUACGGAAGAACUAGAUUCCUGGCCAGAACAAACUACCCAUGGAAGACGAUGGGUAAUGGUGAGGGAUGCAUUCGAACUUUGCCGCUAUCCUUGGAUGCGUGAAGCACUGGAAAAGUGCUUGAGAGUUCUUGCGGAAGAUUAUCAACCUCAACUGGCAGAACUGACAGAGGAUAUUCUGGUUGCUUCAACCAUUAAAGAGGGAAACUUGCAUUCUACUCGGUCGGAAAUCACUCCUAAGAAACCUUCAAAUGCGACCAUAGAUCGAGCAUCCCACACAGCGGCUUCUGAGGUCACGGAACUUUCUGUGCGUUCUCCAAGUUGUUUCAUGGAGCCCUCAACAUCCAGUGCUUCAACAGCGGCUGUAAAUGCACUAUGUUAAGAAUGAAAAGUCUAAUGUUGCAACUUUGUCUCUUGACUUUUUCACAAAAUUAUCGAAAAUACAAGUUCUGGCUGGCCAAUUAGGCCGGUGGCAGUAUGGAGAACCUUACUGCUACCAGUGCACGUUCAAAAUCUAACAAGAGGAAAAGGCUGCGUUACCAUGGCAGCCUAGAAUCCAAGCGUUGUGCAGCUGCUGCAGUCUUCUAAGAAAUUUUUUCCUUCUCCAAAAGGUUCUAUAGAUACACGUUUGAGCAGGAGGAUUCUUGAUCUUCGUAGUCCAUGUAACAAAAUUUCUCAUAUUUCCGAGGGUUAUGAGCCAAUAGUUGAACCUUCUGAUCCAUCCAUCCAUUUGUUCAUCUGUUGGUCUAUCUCGACAAGGAUUUAGUUAAAAUAAUUGAUCAAAUUAUAAAUUACAGAGUCUGAAGUUGAUGGUCGAACUUGUGUAUUCACUUCUUACAUGCAGCCUUAUAUUGCUGUGUGGUAGUUCUGUAUUGAAAUUGAUAGUGACAAAUGAAAUGGACAGGCUUCUGAAUUA
This is a messenger RNA of Nymphaea colorata (pocket water lily), 1817 nucleotides long. Its product is annotated as nudix hydrolase 13, mitochondrial. Gene Ontology annotation, molecular function: pyrophosphatase activity. The record is from RefSeq and is a predicted model, not a curated record. The coding region runs from base 543 to 1283 and encodes 246 amino acids. The transcript has 7 exons. Lineage: Eukaryota; Viridiplantae; Streptophyta; Magnoliopsida; Nymphaeales; Nymphaeaceae. Gene Ontology annotation, cellular component: cytoplasm; nucleus.